CGGGCGGUCACGUGGCGGAGCAGCAAGAUGGCGGCGCGCGGAGUGUGACCAAGGAUCCCCAGAGAGCCCCCCGUGUGCCCGGAGCCGCCCGCACCAUGGUGACGGAACAGGAGGUGGAGGCCAUCGGCCGCACGCUGGUGGACCCUGCGCAGCCCCUGCCCGCCCGGUUCCGGGCCCUCUUCACCCUGCGAAACCUGGGCGGCCCCGCGGCCGUGGAAUGGAUCAGCCGUGCCUUCGGGGACGGCUCGGCGCUGCUGAAGCAUGAGCUGGCCUUUUGCCUGGGCCAGAUGCAGGACGAGGCGGCCAUCCCGGUGCUCAUCCGCGUGCUGGAGGACACGGCCCAGGAGCCCAUGGUCAGGCAUGAGGCAGGUGAAGCCCUGGGUGCUAUUGGGAACCUUGAUGUGCUGGAUCUCCUGAAACGCUAUUCUGAGGAUCCUGUGGUUGAGGUGGCAGAGACGUGUCAGCUGGCUGUGAGGAGGCUGGAGUGGCUGCAGAACAACAAGGAGAAGCCAGACACCAGCCCGUACCUCUCCGUGGAUCCUGCUCCYCCUGCUGAGGAGACAGAUGUUGCCAAGCUCCGGGAGAUCCUCCUGGAUGAGUCCCAGGAACUGUUUGACCGCUACCGGGCCAUGUUUGCCCUGCGGAACAUGGGGGGCCAGGCUGCUGUGCUGGCACUGGCAGAAGGGCUGCGCUGCGGCAGCGCGCUGUUCCGCCACGAGAUCGGGUACGUGCUGGGGCAGCUGCAGGACGAGGCGUGUGUCCCCCAGCUGACGGAGGCGCUGCGCUGCUGCUCUGAGAACCCCAUGGUGCGGCACGAGUGCGCCGAGGCGCUGGGCUCCAUCGCCCGGCCCUCGUGCCUGCGGGCCCUGCGCGCCUUCGCCGGUGACGAGGAGCGCGUGGUGCGCGAGAGCUGCCAGGUGGCYCUGGACAUGUACGAGUACGAGAACGGCGCCCAGUUCCAGUAUGCUGACGGGCUCUGCAAGCUGCACACCUCCUCCUGAGCCUGGACUGGGGGUGUUGGGGUGGGCGUGCUGCCUCCCACCCCACCUUGCUACCAGUGGYGCUUUCACGGCCACCUCUGUCGGUGCCUUGCCGCACAGAUCUGGAGGAGGAACUGGAUUUGCUCUCUGGCAYGAUUACAACCACCUUUUCCCUCCAAAUCCAGGCUGAGCUGCUACUUGCCUCUCCACCRCUCCUUGCCAGCUGCUGUUUCCUGGUUCUGCCCCUUUUUCCCUGCCAGGAUCAGCAGUGCCUGCCCACAGCCUGGCUUGGGGCUUGGACCAGGUGGGUUCUGCUCGGCACGUCAGAGCCUGCUGCAAUUCUGCGGGGCUUGGGGCUGCCCUGGGUUGGUGAUGCCACGUCUGCAGCUCCAUUCUCCCCACCUGAGCUUUGCUGGGGGCCAGAAUGGGCUUUGGGCACCCGCUCUUGUGGGUUGUGGUGUUGGGAUGCUUUGAAAUUCUCRGUGCUGCUGCCGAGCCGGGGCCCUCGCCCCCGUGGUGGGUUUGGCCUCUCCUGUUGCGACAGGCCAGAGCUGAGCCUGUAGCAGACUGCCCCAGGAUGGGGGAUUUUUCCAUGGCAAAGUUGGGAAGAUUUGGCUGGGUUUCUUCCUGCAGGGAAGGGCGCUGCCAUUAGGGUGGGCAGGGUGAGGCAGAGCUUGCCUGGGCUUUCCCCCAUGUUUAACCAGGGCCGGGAGGGCUGAGGCUGCUGCUGGCACCCAGACCCUCUGGCCAGCCCAGCCCGGGCACUGUGGGGUUUGGCAGGGAAUAAAGCACUGGCACGGGAAGCUGGAGUGAGUUGAGCUGUGUUUUACCUGUG
This is a messenger RNA of Malurus melanocephalus (red-backed fairy wren), 1815 nucleotides long. It is a transcript of the gene DOHH, whose product is annotated as deoxyhypusine hydroxylase. The transcript is spliced from 5 exons. Gene Ontology annotation, biological process: peptidyl-hypusine biosynthetic process. The record is from RefSeq and is a predicted model, not a curated record. Gene Ontology annotation, molecular function: deoxyhypusine monooxygenase activity. Bases 96 to 1001 code for a protein of 301 amino acids. NCBI's taxonomy places the organism in Eukaryota, Metazoa, Chordata, Aves, Passeriformes, Maluridae.